Molecule: messenger RNA, 219 nt
Organism: Heterobilharzia americana
Lineage: Eukaryota; Metazoa; Platyhelminthes; Trematoda; Strigeidida; Schistosomatidae
Source: the annotation of a GenBank genome assembly
AUGAGACCUGGACAUUUUUUGAUUGACUUACUUGAUCAAUGUCUGGCAGACUAUGAAAUCAAAAAAUCCCCAGUUGUCAUGUUCACCAAGAAUUCAAAAUUGUUGAAACGAUUUACAACUGAUGAUUAUAAUGUUAAUGUAAGUUGUACCUAUGAGAUAAUAUUAUCUUGGAGUAAACUUCUAUCUGAACAUAAACAGAAGUCUAUUAACCUAAGCUGA